UCCGCGUCAUCGCCCUCUUUUCAGAACUUCGUUCCCGACGUUCGGCACACCGCAGACGUUCGGCAGGCAAAAUACUACGACUAACCCGGCGACUGCCUUGUCGAGCAGCGCCCUGCUGUCCACACUGACUGCUCUGCCGCCAACUGGCGUGGGUGUGAACGCGGCGAUGGCUGCGUACCAGAGCGCUCUGCUGUCCGCCAUGGCUGCGCACACGCACACCUUCCCCACCAGCCUCAGUGCCCCAACAGAUUUGUCUUUGAAAACCACGUCGACCCCGACUCCGCUGCACGUGACCACUGCUUCAUCGCUCACCGGAACAACCUCCACCCAGUCCAAGUCCAACCUGCUGUCCCACAAGCUGUCUGGAGCCGAAGUGGGUGCUGUACGACAGCUCAUCACCGGCUACCGCGAGUCUGCUGCCUUCCUGCUGAGAUCCGCCGAUGAGCUCGAGGCUCUCCUCCUGAACCAACCCUAGGAUACAGCCAAGCCGAUGACGGACAUAUUUGGAUUCAAAUUCGGAUAUUUCUAGAACAUUCGGACCCAAA
Molecule: messenger RNA, 545 nt
Organism: Manduca sexta (tobacco hornworm)
Lineage: Eukaryota; Metazoa; Arthropoda; Insecta; Lepidoptera; Sphingidae
Product: nucleolar protein 4-like
Exons: 4
Source: RefSeq, a predicted model, not a curated record